Messenger RNA from Exophiala oligosperma, 1536 nucleotides. RefSeq lists its product as uncharacterized. Gene Ontology annotation, cellular component: fungal-type vacuole membrane. Lineage: Eukaryota; Fungi; Ascomycota; Eurotiomycetes; Chaetothyriales; Herpotrichiellaceae. The coding region runs from base 1 to 1392 and encodes 463 amino acids. The transcript has a single exon. Gene Ontology annotation, molecular function: transmembrane transporter activity. The record is from RefSeq and is a predicted model, not a curated record. Gene Ontology annotation, biological process: transmembrane transport.
AUGACCCAAGAAACGCAAAAGCUCGCUGAUGAGCCAAACCCAGCCUCGACAUCAAACUCUCCCAUGGAUAAGGACCCUACCACCAGUCCCGAGGCGGAAGAGAACGAAACCGAAAACGAGAAAGACGCAGUGCCAGUGUCCCAUGCAAAGAACGACGCCGAGAUUCAAAGAGCAAAGACAAUCUCUGGACCGCCCAACGGAGGACUGCAGGCGUGGCUGCAAGUCGUGGGAGGCUUCAUGCUCUUCUUCAAUACCUGGGGUCUCCUCAACACAUUCGCAGUCUACCAAACGUACUAUGAAACCGGGGCGCUCUUCACCGCGUCAUCAUCCGACAUUUCGUGGAUCGGGUCCAUCCAGUCAUUCCUGCUCCCCCUGGUCGGUGCCGUGGCCGGGCCGAUAUACGACCGCGGGUACCUACGAUCACUUCUUCUGAUAGGGAGCUUCUUGAUCGUCUUUGGCCACAUGAUGCUCAGUCUCUGCCACUCGUACUGGCAAGUCAUUCUCGCGCAAGGGUUUUGCAUCGGCCUGGGCGCGGGGUGUCUCUACGUGCCCUGCGUGGCGGUGCUGCCGCAGUGGUUCAGCACCAGACUCGGCAUGGCACUGGGCCUCGCGGUCGUCGGCUCUUCCUUUGGCGGCAUCAUCUACCCGAUCGUCCUGUACCGGCUCAUCGACGAGAUCGGUUUCGGCUGGUCCGUGAGGGUCCUGGGGUUCAUGGCCCUCGGGACGCUUCUGUUCCCCGUGUUCCUGUUGAAGAUGCGAGUCAAGCCACCCAGGGCCCGGGCCAUCGUCGACUGGUCCGCCUUUGUCGACGCGCCGUUCAUGUACUUUGUCGUCGCACUUCUGAUAGGGUACAUGGGUCUCGUCAUUACAAUCUUCUACCCUCCCUUCUCCGGCUUCGACCGGCACAUCUUGGACAGCAGCAUGGCGUUUUACGUCGUGCCCAUCUUCAACGCCGGGUCGUGCUUCGGUCGGACGAUCCCCAACGCCCUCUCGGACAGUCUGGGUCCACUCAACCUGCUCGUCCCCGGCGUCCUCAUGGUCGGGGUCUUGCUGUUCUGCAUGAUCGCGGCCACCACGGAAGCGUCGUUGAUCGUGGUGAUUGUCCUGCUCGGGUUCUUCAGUGGCGUUUUCAUCGGCCUGCCCCCGCUGGUGUUUGUUUCCUUGAUCAAGGAUAAGACCAAGAUCGGAACGAGGGUCGGAAUGGGAUUCAGUCUGGCAUCUGUGGGCUUUCUCGCCGGUGGACCCGGCGGAGGGAACAUCCUGGGUGAGAACGACCCGCUCGACUGGACCGGCCUGUACGUCUACGGUGGCGUCACGUGUUGUGUCGCGGCUGUCAUGAUUCUCGGACUGCGCUUCCAUCGAACAGGACUCAGGUUAUUUGUGAAGGCUUGAAUGAGCUGUCCUGGGAAUCUCCGGCAGUCGAGCACGGAUUGUGUCUUUCGACGGCGGCUUUGUGAAUUCAACUUCGAAGGCUAGACAACAGAAGAGAUGGAAUGAUUAGCGUUAGAACAGAUAGAGAUCCCCUCCACCCGUAGA